AUGGCGCGGCAUCUCCAAAUAGAAGCGAAACUCGUCGGUGUUUUCACGGAGUCAAAGCCGUCAAAAGGCCAAGAGACUGGAGUGGCCUGCUUGGUUGUAUACUGCGAUUACACGGCCACUGGACGAUCCCUACAAUUUCUCGAAGACUAUAUUUUUAAAGAAGUUUUACCGUAUCUUGGCGAUACACGGGCUUCUACGACGAUAUGCAGCUUACAGUCGUCGCUUUUUAGGCACGAGGCCAGAGACAUCGUCCGACAUGCGGUUGGCGCGGGCGAGCAGGACGCGGUGCUUUUCACGGGCCAGGGCACCGCGGGGGCGUUACGCACUUUGCUGAAGCACCUCGACCUCGGGACGCCAACCGUCGUCUUUGUCGGGCCCUUCGAGCACCACUCCAACCUGAGGCCCUGGCGGGAGUACGGGGUCAGGCUGGUGAGAAUUGACGAGACGCGCGAGGGCUUCCUGGACUUGAACGACCUCGAUCGGAAGCUGGUGAAGGAAAGGAUGGAGAAUCCGUCGGCGCGUAUGGUCGGAUACUUUAGCGCGGUCAGUUGCAUAACUGGUGUCCUUGCCGAUGACGUCGCCACGACGCUUCUGCUGAGGCAACAUGGGGCUCUCAGUGUUUGGGAUUACACUUCGGCAGCUCCCUACCUCAAGGUCGAGAUGAAUCCGAACCUGCCGGGAGUGGGCGAGCGCACGGUGCACAAGGACGCGAUCAUAUUCGCGGGGCACAAGUUUAUCGGUGGGGCCCAGUCCCCGGGCGUCCUUGUGGCCAAGCGAUCCCUCCUCGGCGAGGACGUCUGCCCCGAAGACAUGCGGGACUCGCAUCGCUACAUGCGCGACCCGGAGCUCAGGGACGAGAGCGGCAGCGGCGGCGUCGUCGAGGCGAUACGCUGCGGCCUCGCGGUCCAGCUCAAGGAAAACAUCACGCACCAGGCCAUCGCCGCAAGGCAGGACAAAAUAUCGAGGUGAGUUCGUCGCCCUCUCCUUACGUCAGGCGACUAUCGAGAUUUACGGGGGCCAGUGAUCCGCGGCCGUUAAUCGGUGGAACAUUCAUGAGGUCUCGGUUUCGUUGCCUCGGGAGUCCGCCUAUGACAAUUAUAACGACGCGUAAAUUCCGCAUUGUGCUGCUGUACAGUUGAUUGGCAAUAUCGGGAGGGCGGACAUUUUUUAAGAACAAUUUUAAC
Molecule: messenger RNA, 1184 nt
Organism: Ceratosolen solmsi marchali
Lineage: Eukaryota; Metazoa; Arthropoda; Insecta; Hymenoptera; Agaonidae
Exons: 5
Coding region: 1-969 (322 amino acids)
Source: RefSeq, a predicted model, not a curated record